AUGGGCGCGCGUCGACGCCAGCAACGCGCCUCGGCGUCGACAGACGCCGCCUCCGAUGCCACCGCGACGAAGGAGAAAGCCGCCGCGAUCCGAAGAAAGAAGCGCGCCGACGAGUUCAGGCUCUACCUGAACCUCCUCAAGGCGUUCCUCUGCGGCGUCGUGCUCGUCAUGAUGUCGACCGCGGCGAUGUGGUACGGAGGCAAGGGGAAGUACUCGCGCCUCGCGAGGAGAGAAGCGGAACUCAGCGAGGCCGUGAGGAAGAUGGAGGCGAACCCGGAGCUGGCGAAAGCGCGCGAGAUGCUGAAGACGCAGCACGCGAUCGGGCUCGGGACGAUACGCGGCGGGAUGGACGCGGACGACGACGUGAUCGCGUCGCUCGAGUCGAAGUGGAUCGCGAUGGACUACGCCGAGCGGUCGGAGUUGUGGAGAGGGACGCGCGCGACGCUCGCGGAGACCGACCCCGCGUUCGCGCCGCUUCUCAAGGCGGACGGGAAGAAGCUCACCGACGCGGUCGUGCCGGAGAUCUUCGCCGUGGACGAGUUCUCCGAGGACGCGGGGAGAUUCCCUCGCCUCGUCCGACUCGUCCUCGAAGGCAAAGAGACGGGCGGGCAGUGGAGGACGAAGGACGGCGAGGACGGGACGGACCGCGACCGCGCGGGGAGAAGAGAACCGACCGCGGAUCAUAUCGUCGCGAGGGACUUGUACCGACGCGCGCUCCUGUCGCGGUUCGUCGGCGCGGUCGCGAACGCGCUGCGAGGCGGCGACUACGUCGUCGACGUCGCCGCGCUCGCGCGCGAGCUCGGGCGACAGAUCCCUUCGAUACGUCGCGAGGAGUAG
Molecule: messenger RNA, 837 nt
Organism: Micromonas pusilla CCMP1545
Lineage: Eukaryota; Viridiplantae; Chlorophyta; Mamiellophyceae; Mamiellales; Mamiellaceae
Exons: 1
Coding region: 1-837 (278 amino acids)
Source: RefSeq, a predicted model, not a curated record